AUGGUUUCAGGGGACAUCUAGGUCAAUUGGUGUAACAAAACUUAUUAAGAAAUUGUUCUGCAUCCCACUUUGCUGAGUGGCGUCUGGGGCCUUAAAAGCUAGUAAGCGGCCAUCUAAGAUGCAUCAAUUGAUCUCAAACCACCUAGAGGAAGGGAGAAUGAAGAAUACCAAAGGCACAAGGAAAAUUUUGGCCCAAGAGACAAAAGGGGCCACAUAAACCAGAGACUCCAUCAGCCUGACAGCAGAACUGGAUGGUGCCCACCUACCACCAGUGAACGCCCUGACAGGGAACACAACAGAGAAUCCCUGAUGGAGCAGGAGAAAAGUGGGGUGCAGAACUCAAAUUCUAGUAAAAAGACCAGACUUGUUGGUCUUACUGAGACUGGAGGAACCACAUAAGACAUGGCCCCCAGACUCUCUGUUAACCCAGAAAUGAAACCAUUCUUGAAGGCAGCUCUUUAGGCAAAGAAUAAACUGGACUGUAAGACAUAAAAUGAUAAACGUGAAGAGUGUGCUUCUUAAAGAAGUUCAAGUAGACACAUGAGACUAAAUGAGCAGCUUCUGUCUGGAGGUAAGAUGAGAAGGCAGAAAGGGAAAGGAGUUGGUUGAAUGGACAUAGGAAAUCUGGGGUGGAAAGGAGGCAUGUGGGGUCACAUUAUAGGGUCAGCAACUAGGGUCACAGAACAAUGUGUGUAUAAAUUUUUGAAUGAGAUACUAACUUGAGCUGUAAACUUUCACCUAAAGCACAAUUAAAAAAAACAAACAAAACAAAAAAACGGUGUUCCAUGAAAAAAGUACCUGGUUUAGUUUGCAGCUCAAUUACACAAAUGCUUGUCCUUCAAACAACUAUCAUACUUUGGUUUAAAGGGGAAAUGCUUUAUACAUACUUCCCAUUUUGGUACACAGGAUAUUAAGAUGUGGUCACAGAUCAGGAUUUAAGAAAAUUAAUUGUACUGCUUCAUCUAGGAGAUUGUUAAGUAACUUGCCCUCUGCCCCCCAAUUAUGAGUGCUUAACAGCAAAGAAUACAGUGACUACCAGUACAAUUCAGUGCCACAGCCUUGAUUCUUGCUAAGGUUGCAGCAGACUUACCGUUGCUUUUCACUCUCGGUGCAGGUGUCAACAGAGUGAACAAAACAAGUAACAUCUUAGUAUUGAAGAUAGCUCUGACCUCACAGAUUCUCUCAAGGGGUCUUGAGGACCCUUAGGGAUCUGUGGACCACACUUUGAGAACCUCUGAUGUAUGUCUUUGGGUGUAGAGUAUGAUUAUGUAGACUCAAAGUAAGUUGGGAUUGUUACUUUGCUGGAUGGCAGAGUUUAUAAUAAUAAUUGAAACUUUAAAACAACUAGGAAAAUGGAGCUAAUAAAAUAGAAUGCUAAUUUACAGAUAAGGGGGAAAAAGCAUAUCCAAAUCUGUAACUUAAUAUUUUUAUCUCUAUCCCAGGGACCUUUUUCUUUUGUUGAGUGGUUUGGGAACAUUUUAAAAGUAAUGAAUAGUUGAAAUCAGGAAGAAGGAGGGUGUUGAAAUUGAAGUGCUUUAGAGGAAAAAUGGGUUCAUGAAGUACUCAGCUCAUCCCUCAGGGUCUGCAACAUGCACAGUCGCAUAAUUGUAGAAACGGAUCAAUCUAAAAAAAAUAAUAGCCUUUUACAUAACAAAAUGUAUUAAGAAAACGUUCGGCUUGCCACUUUGGCAAGUGGCAUCUAGGGUCUUAAGAGCUAGCAAGCAGCCAUCUAAGACGCAUCAAUUGGCCUCAACCCACCUGGAGCAAAGGAGAAUGAAGAACGCCAAAGACACAGAAAGGGCCACAAACCAGAGACUACAUCAGCCUGAGACCAGAACUAGAUGGUGCCCAGCUACCACCGAUGACUGCCCUGACAGGGAACACAAGAGAAUCCCUGAUGGAGCAGGAGAACAGUGGGAUGCAGACUUCAAAUUCUCAUAAAAAGACCAGACUUGAUGGCCUUCCUGAGACUGGUGGGACCCCAGAGGUCAGGGCCCCUGGACCCUCUGUUAGCCUGAGAGUGGAAUCAUUCCUGAAGCCAACUCUUCAAACAGGGCUUGGACUGGACUAUAAGAUAGAAAAUGAUACCGGUGAGGAAGGAGCUUCUUGGCUCAAGUAGACAUGUGAGACUACGUGGGCAGCCCGUUUGGAGGAAAACAAAAAAUAUUUCAAGCGUAGUGAACUUGCAAAAAAAGAAGAGGAGGCUUAUUUUGAGAGAUGUGGCUACAAGAUACAGCCAAAAGAGGAGGACCAGAAACCAUUAACUUCAUCGAAUCCAGUAUUAGAACUUGAACUGGCAGAGGAAAAAUUACCCAUGACUCUUUCUAGGCAGGAGGUUAUCAGGAGGUUGAGAGAAAGGGGAGAACCAAUCAGAUUAUUUGGAGAAACUGAUUACGAUGCUUUUCAGCGUUUAAGAAAGAUAGAGAUCCUCACGCCGGAAGUUAACAAGGGAUUGAGGAACGAUCUGAAAGCAGCUUUGGAUAAGAUUGAUCAGCAGUACCUCAAUGAGAUUGUGGGUGGCCAGGAACCUGGAGAGGAGGACACACAGAAUGAUUUGAAAGUACAUGAAGAAAACACCACCAUUGAAGAGUUAGAGGCAUUGGGAGAGUCUUUAGGAAAAGGGGAUGAUCAUAAAGACAUGGACAUCAUUACCAAAUUCCUCAAGUUUCUUCUUGGAGUUUGGGCUAAAGAAUUGAAUGCCAGAGAAGAUUAUGUGAAACGCAGUGUGCAGGGUAAACUGAACAGUGCUACUCAAAAACAGACUGAGUCCUAUCUCAGACCACUUUUCAGAAAGUUACGGAAAAGGAAUCUUCCUGCUGAUAUUAAGGAGUCGAUAACAGAUAUUAUUAAAUUCAUGCUACAGAGAGAAUAUGUAAAGGCUAAUGAUGCUUACCUGCAGAUGGCCAUUGGAAAUGCCCCUUGGCCCAUUGGUGUCACUAUGGUUGGUAUCCAUGCCAGAACUGGUAGGGAAAAGAUUUUUUCCAAGCAUGUUGCACAUGUUUUAAAUGAUGAAACACAGCGGAAAUAUAUUCAGGGAUUGAAGAGGUUAAUGACCAUUUGCCAGAAGCACUUCCCUACAGAUCCAUCAAAAUGCGUGGAGUACAAUGCACUAUGACAUCUGUGCAAUGUGUGUAAAAAGCGAUAAGACGCUUAAAGGAGCAUGGUAUAGACUUUGGGAAUUACCAACAGGAAUAAGGGAAGAAGAAAAAUGGAGUUUCCGGUCUCUGAUUUCUACCUGAUGUAACCCUUGAUCGGUGUUACGAACUCUGUUGGCUCUCAUAUUACAUCUGACCUUAAACUUAUUUUUUGUGUUUUCCUUUCCUUUUAAGUACUCAAAAAAUUAAGUUCUAGAGACAGUUUUCUACACAUUUAAAUUGUGUAAAACACCGAGGGAAUUUAUAAAUGACUUUUUCCUGCUAGACCUUAAAGAGUGGUUAGAUGGUUAAAAAGAAACAUUUAAGGAUGGACUUCAUUAAUUUCUGUAAAAUAUGAUAAUUUGCACAUUGUAUUUUAUGUCAUAUUUAUAGAAAAUAUUUUUAUAGUUUCAAUAAAGGUAAAAUCCUUUAAUAAAAC
This is a messenger RNA of Loxodonta africana (African savanna elephant), 3573 nucleotides long. RefSeq names its product pre-mRNA processing factor 18 (gene PRPF18). The record is from RefSeq and is a predicted model, not a curated record. NCBI's taxonomy places the organism in Eukaryota, Metazoa, Chordata, Mammalia, Proboscidea, Elephantidae. The transcript has 10 exons. Gene Ontology annotation, biological process: RNA splicing; generation of catalytic spliceosome for second transesterification step. Bases 2315 to 3115 code for a protein of 266 amino acids. Gene Ontology annotation, cellular component: U2-type post-spliceosomal complex; U5 snRNP; U4/U6 x U5 tri-snRNP complex.